Molecule: messenger RNA, 1737 nt
Organism: Anthostomella pinea
Lineage: Eukaryota; Fungi; Ascomycota; Sordariomycetes; Xylariales; Xylariaceae
Source: the annotation of a GenBank genome assembly
AUGUCGCCCGUCACCCAGGAUCUCGAAGCCAUCGCGGUGAGUAGCGUGGAACUGGCUGUGCCAACUCUGGGCCGCGCAAAGGGACUCUGCUACGACGGAAACACAUGCCAAUAUCUCGGCAUCCCGUUUGCGACCAUCCCUGGGAGGUUCAGGAGGCCGCGCUCUGCUCCCACGCCUUGGCCGGACCACGUCCUGGAUGCUACCACUCUUGGACCGUACUGCCCACAGCCUCCGCGCGACUUCUACCCGAUACCAGUUCCGCCCCAGCGGCCAUGGGCAGCCGCCGCGCCGUCGACUUCAUCGACAGAAUGUCUGAAUCUCAACAUCAGUGUUCCUUUCCCGCCCCAGGAUCCGCGCUUAAAGGGCCUUCCGGUCAUGGUUUUCUUCCAUGGCGGCGCUUUCGCUUAUGCCGCCGGGUCUGCCGCCAUCUACGACGGCCGCGUGCUCGCUGAUGUUUCACGGGAUGAAGCCGGCAGUCCGGCCAUUAUCAUAUCACUGAACUACCGCCUGGGAGUGCUGGGCUUUCUUGCCAGUAAGGAGAUCCGGGAGUACAACGCUUCGUUUGGCGAGGAGGGCGUGGGGAACUAUGGCAUUUGGGAUCAGGUGGAAGCACUUCGUUGGGUAAAGCAGCACAUCUCGGCCUUUGGCGGUGAUCCAGAUCGUAUCACUGCAUUUGGACAAAGUGCUGGAGGUGUCUCCGUCAACGCCCACAUCCUUCGCGACGAGCCCUUGUUUUCCGGCGCCAUCCUACAGUCCGGACUCCUGCCUCUCUGUGGUAUAAUGUCCGAGUCUGAGUAUCAAGUCCUUUACGAAAAGAUGUUGCAGACUCUGGGCUGUCCAAUGGAAUUGUCGCCCCAAGACCGUCUAACAUAUCUUCUCAACGUUUCAGAGGAAGACUUGAUUGCCGCAAUGGUCCCGGUGUUCAUCGCGCCUGUGAUAACCAUGGCCUUGUGCGAUGACGGCGUGCUCAUACCGGGUAAGAUGCCAUCAUGGUCAGAUUUCAAUUCGGUAAAAGCACCAUCUUGGUGUCCCAGGGUCAUGGUCGGCGAUGCGGCGAACGAAUGCAUCAUCUGGAACAAGGCUUUCCGGCAUCACGAUGGCGCUUCUGUCACCAAACUUGCCGCUUCUUUCUUCGCUCCUGACCAAGCCAAGAAGAUACUGGAUUUGUACUCAAUCUCUUCCGAGACUCCCAAAGCGGAGGUCUUCGACAAAAUAGAGAAGAUGACCACGGACGCCAUCUUGGCCCCGAACUACGAUUUCAUGCGAGCAAACCCCCACUGCUACGCAUACCAUUUUGACGAGCCGUCGAGAUACGAUAACGAAUGGGGCGGUCUCGCACAUCAUUCGCUCGAGAACAUCUACAUCUGGAACGUCCUACGGCACACCCUACCUCCAGCACAGCAAAAGCAAGCCGCGAGGAUGGCCGCUCUUUGGCUCCGUUUUGCCUCUGGUGACAGCCCUUGGCCUGCUUUUGGGCAUGAGCAGAGUAUCAUGCUCUUUGGCGGAGGGGAGGCGACGCUGUCGAAUCCGAGUCAAGAUGCUAGGCGUGGCUACAGCAGGUGGGAAAGUAUUCGAGACCUGGGUGGGAAGGACUUGAUCGAGAGCUGGGGAGAGUUUGCCUUCCAGUUAUGCAUUCUUAAGCGCGAGUUGCUGGAUCCUAGCUUUGAGAUGAAGGCGAUGGAGGUCGAGCCGUUGGCGCGCAAGGUUGACGAGAGGCAAGAGCCUGGCGUUCUGUAG